CCGGCCACAUUGAGGGGGCUGUGAAGCGUGGGGGGGAGCAGGACGCGGCAGGUCCGCCCCUCCCCUCCCUACCGCUACCCAACCCGGUUCAAGAUGAACUAUAUGCCGGGUACCGCCAGCCUCAUCGAGGACAUUGACAAAAAACACUUGGUGCUCCUUCGAGAUGGCAGGACCCUUAUAGGCUAUUUACGAAGCAUUGAUCAAUUUGCCAAUUUAGUGUUACACCAGACUGUGGAACGCAUUCAUGUGGGCAAAAAAUAUGGUGAUAUUCCUCGAGGGAUUUUUGUUGUCCGUGGAGAAAAUGUGGUCCUCCUAGGAGAAAUAGACCUGGAGAAGGAAAGUGACACUCCCCUCCAGCAAGUGUCUAUUGAGGAAAUCCUCGAAGAACAAAGAGUAGAGCAGCAGACUAAGCAGGAAGCAGAAAAGCUGAAAGUCCAAGCUCUCAAGGAAAGGGGUCUCUCUAUUCCCCGAGCAGAUACUCUGGAUGAAUAUUAGAUGUUUUUCUCAGAACCUUCCUCUCUUAGAAGCAGAAAUUGUCACUGAAGUUUAAGUGAUACAAUAAUUACUCUUUACAUUGGACUGGAGACUAUAGAGUUUUGGAAAAUGGUUUUUUGGAUUCUCAGUUUCACAAUUGUGCCAUGAAGAAAUCAUGUGGCCUUAUAUUUUCUUAACAGAAUCAUUGUAUAGAGGGACAUGGACUUUUUCACAUAUGGCUGUGGAGCCAACCAAUUACUUCCACUAGGUUUUAUUGGGGAAGUUUUCAUUCACUUGUAAAUAAAGUAUGAAUCUCAAAACCA
This is a messenger RNA of Monodelphis domestica (gray short-tailed opossum), 797 nucleotides long. It is a transcript of the gene LSM1, whose product is annotated as LSM1 homolog, mRNA degradation associated. Gene Ontology annotation, cellular component: Lsm1-7-Pat1 complex; P-body. The record is from RefSeq and is a predicted model, not a curated record. Gene Ontology annotation, molecular function: mRNA binding. Gene Ontology annotation, biological process: deadenylation-dependent decapping of nuclear-transcribed mRNA. NCBI's taxonomy places the organism in Eukaryota, Metazoa, Chordata, Mammalia, Didelphimorphia, Didelphidae.